Messenger RNA from Gastrolobium bilobum, 4410 nucleotides. RefSeq names its product mediator of RNA polymerase II transcription subunit 33B-like. The coding region runs from base 51 to 4031 and encodes 1326 amino acids. Lineage: Eukaryota; Viridiplantae; Streptophyta; Magnoliopsida; Fabales; Fabaceae. The transcript has 10 exons. Gene Ontology annotation, biological process: regulation of phenylpropanoid metabolic process. The record is from RefSeq and is a predicted model, not a curated record. Gene Ontology annotation, cellular component: mediator complex.
AGAGGGUUGGUUACUGUGUAGUUACUAGUUAGUUGAAAAUUGAAGAAGAGAUGGGGGGAGAAGGUGUGUGGGAGGGUGUACUGGAGCUUACGAAGUGGGCGCAGGAGAAGAAAACAGACCCUCUGCUAUGGUCAAUUCAGGUUACCUCAACCCUCAACUCCGCCGGAGUGUCCUUACCUUCCGUCGAGUUAGCGCACCGACUCGUCUCUCACAUCUGUUGGGAAAAUCACGUGCCUAUCACGUGGAAGUUUCUCGAGAAAGCCAUGGCCGUUAGGAUUGUCCCUCCUUUACUCGUCCUCGCUCUCCUCUCAACGACGGUUCUUCAACACACGAAACGACACCUCCACCCUGCCGCUUACACACUCUACAUGGAGCUUCUCAACCGACACGCUUUCUCACUCUCUUCUCAUAUCCAUUCUCCUAAUUAUCAUAAGGUCAUGAAAUCCAUUCAUCAUGUUCUUCGCCUUUCCCAAGUAUAUGCCUCCGAACCCGAACCCGAACCUGGAGUUGUUCUUGUUCAUUUCGUCUUCGCAAUUGUGUCGCAGUUACUCGAAGCAUCAUUAGCCGAUGAAGGUUUACUUGAACACAGUAAAUCUAGAUGGCUAAACGGAUUCGGUGAUACUGAUGUAACGAUGAUGGAUGGUUCUAACUACUUCACCGAUCACAAGGAGGGUUUGCAUAGGAAAAACACAGCAAUGGCUAUUGAGAUGAUUGCACACUUUCUUCGAAACAAAGUCACUUCAAGGAUCCUUUCCUUGGUUCAUCGAAACAUGCCAAUACAUUGGGUACCUUUCGCUCACCAAUUGCAGCGACUUGCGGCAAACUCGUUGGUUUUGAAGAACUUGAAACAUGUCACUGCAGAGUCGCUUUUGCCUUUGGAUUUCAAGUCCAAUGGGCUUAAGCUUUUGUCUCCUGAAUGGAAGACAACACCUAAGCUCGAACUUAAUGCCGUCAUGGCUGCUAGUGCUGGCUCUCAGAUAUCUUGUGCUGUUCAAUCUCAUCAUGAUAGUUGGUCCUCGCUUUGGCUUCCUAUUGAUCUUAUCCUCGAGGAUGCUAUGGAUGGCGAUCAUGUCGCGGAAACUAGUGCUGUUGAAUGUCUUACUGGGUUGUUGAAGGCUUUACAGGCAGUUAAUGGUACUGCAUGGCACAAUGCUUUUUUAGGUUUAUGGAUCGCUGCACUGCGACUUGUUCAAAGGGAGAGGGACCCAAGUGAGGGUCCUGUGCCUCGCCUUGAUACCUGCUUGUGUAUGUUGUUGUGCAUUACAACCCUUGUAGUUGCUAAUAUUAUCGAAGAAGAGGAAGGUGAACUGAUUGAAGAAGCUGAGCGUAACCCAGCAAAUCAAAUGAAAGACAAACAGACUUUGGGAGAGCGUCGUGGGGAAUUGGUUAUCAGCUUACAGCUAUUGGGUGAUUAUCAGGGUUUACUCAGUCCACCUCAAUCUGUUAUUUGGGUAGCCAAUCAAGCUGCUAUAAAGGCUAUUAUGUUUGUGUCAGGACAUAAUGGAUACUUUGAAAGUAUGAAUGUUAAUGACUUGCCCACAAACUACUCUGGUAACUUAUGGCAUCUGAUUAUUGAGGCUUGUAUUGCAAGACAUCUGCUUGAUACCUCAGCUUAUUUCUGGCCUGGUUAUGUGAGUGCACCUUGCAAUCAACUACCUCAUAGCAUUCCUAACCAUUUGCCUAGCUGGUCAUCAUUGAUGAAGGGAUCAUCACUAACUCCUCCAUUGGUUAAUGUCUUAGCUGCAACUCCUGCUUCCUGCUUAGCAGAAAUAGAGAAAAUAUUUGAAUUUGCAAUCAAUGGCUCGGAUGAAGAGAAGAUAUCUGCUGCUACCAUUCUUUGUGGGGCAUCUCUAGUACGAGGUUGGAAUGUGCAGGAACAUGUCAUUUUUUCCAUCAUAAAUUUGCUCUCACCUCCAGUUCCCCCAAAGUACUCUGGGACUGAAAGCCAUUUGAUUAGCCAUGCUCCAUUUUUGAAUGCCCUUCUGGUUGGAAUUUCACCCGUAGACAGUGUUCAGAUAAUCUCCUUACAUGGUGGGGUUCCUCUACUCGCAGCUGCUCUAAUGCCAAUAUGUGAGGCUUUUGGAUCAUGUGUUCCUAAUGUCUCAUGGACUGCCCCAAGUGGUGAAAAACUCUCCUGCCAUGCAGUGUUCUCUAAUGCAUUUAUUCUCCUGCUGAGAUUAUGGCGGUUUAAUCAUCCACCUCUUGAACAUGUGAUGGGGGGUGCUGCAACUCCAGCAUUAGGAUCACAGUUAGGUCCUGAAUACCUUUUAUUGGUUCGGAAUUGUAUGUUAGCAUCCUUUGGGAAAUCACCAAGAGAUCGAAUAAGAAGCAAAAGAUUUUCAAAAAUGAUAAUUUUUUCUUUAGAGCCCUUAUUUAUGGAUUCCUUUCCAAAAUUAAACAUUUGGUAUCGACAACAUCAAGAAUGUAUUGCAUCAACCCGCUCUGCUCUUGCACCUGGAGGGUCUGUUCUUCAGACUGUUGAUGCCCUACUAAGCAUGAUGUGCAGGAAAAUAAGUAGAAGUGCUCAAUCAUUGACACCUACAACUUCAGGAAGCAGCAAUUCAUCUGGUUCUUCAUUGGAUGAAGCUUUGGUGAAACUCAAAGUGCCUGCAUGGGAUAUCCUUGAAGCAGCUCCAUUUGUUCUUGACGCUGCUCUUACAGCUUGUGCUCAUGGAAGACUCUCUCCUCGUGAACUGGCUACAGGUCUCAAAGAUCUUGCUGAUUUUCUUCCGGCAUCUUUGGCUACCAUAGUAAGCUACUUAUCAGCUGAAGUAACACGAGGCAUAUGGAAGCCAGCUUUUAUGAAUGGAACUGAUUGGCCUAGCCCUGCAGCAAAUUUAUCCAUUGUCGAGCAACAAAUCAAGAAAAUUCUAGCGGCCACAGGUGUUGAUGUCCCAAGCCUCGCUAUAGAUGGGAAUGCUCCAGCUACACUUCCUUUGCCUUUGGCGGCUUUUCUAAGUCUCACUAUAACAUAUAAACUGGAUAAAUCUUCUGAGCGCUUCCUUGUCUUGGUUGGCCCAUCUUUGAUUGCCCUUUCUUCCGGUUGCCCCUGGCCAUGCAUGCCUAUUGUAGGUUCUUUGUGGGCUCAGAAGGUGAAGCGUUGGGGUGACUUUUUUGUAUUCUCUGCUUCUGGAACCGUCUUCCACCACAGCAGGGAUGCUGUAGUUCAGCUCCUAAGAAGUUGCUUCACCUCCACCCUUGGGCUUGGUUCUGCGUGUAUUUAUAACAAAGGUGGUGUUGGCGCCCUCCUUGGUCAUGGAUUUGGUUCUCACUUCUUCGGAGGGAUUUCUCCAGUUGCUCCUGGGAUUCUCUACUUGAGAGUAUACAGAUCUAUUAGAGAUGUCAUGUUCUUGACAGAAGAAAUUGUCUCUCUUUUGAUGCUUUCAGUUAGAGAUAUAGUAAGUGGUGGGUUGCCAAAGGGUGAAUUGGAGAAACUAAAGAAGACCAAGUACGGAAUGAGAUAUGGACAGGUUUCUCUUGCUGCAUCAAUGACACGUGUCAAGCAUGCUGCUCUUCUCGGAGCUUCAUUUCUUUGGAUAUCUGGUGGUUCAAAUUUGGUUCAAUCUUUGAUAACAGAAACUCUACCUUCCUGGUUUUUAUCAGCCCAAGGGUUGGAGCCCGAAGUGGGAGAAUCUGGAGUUGUGGUUGCUAUGCUGAGAGGUUAUGCACUGGCAUGUUUUGCUGUACUUAGUGGGACAUUUGCUUGGGGUAUCGACUCUUCAUCACCAGCAUCAAAACGACGACCAAAGGUUCUUGGGAUUCAUUUAGAAUUUCUCGCGAAUGCCCUAGACGGGAAAAUAUCACUUCGAUGUGAUUGUGCAACUUGGCUUGCAUAUGUGUCUGGGAUUAUGAGCUUGAUGGUGAGUUGCACACCACUGUGGAUCGAGGAACUUGAUGUGGCUAUGUUGAAGAGAGUGAGCAAGGGAUUAAGACAUUUGAAUGAAGAAGACUUGGCUCUGCGCCUAUUAGAAAUUAGAGGGGCAAGCGUCAUGGGUGAGGUAGCUGAAAUGAUAAGCCAAAGUAGAUUUUAGCCGGCCACAACUUGGGAGCAUGGUGCACAUGUGCCUAGACCUUUUUUGCGCAGUUUGGGAUUUUGAUAUUCUUUUCAGGAGGAAAAAUGGCACUUCAUUUGCUACUUGCUACCAUUUCUGUACAUAGCAAUGUAAAUUUCAUAGAUUUGUAUCAUCCCUUGAAUUUUGAGCAGUUACAUGUAGCUAACUUUAUAAACUGUUGAAUUAUGCAAAGUAUUACAGUAGAUAUUGUCAUCAUUUGUUGUUAAGAGCAUUAGCAGAUUUUGUCCUUGGUCAUGUGGGGAUAUUUUGGUGUAUUAUUUUUGGUCCUUAUAAAACAUCUCGUACGGAUCGGACUCUUAAUUAGUGAGUACUUAGUCGUUUUAAUAUUAUAUCAAAA